GGGACGCGCAUUUAUCCCGGCUGUGCAGAGAAACUUUGGUGAACUUGUCCCAUAAAAGCCUGGAGAUCAAACAGGCUGCGUGUAGGUUUGAUGAUUUACUUCUAGUUGGAAAAGACCAUGAGAUCAGCUCUCUUGGUUUAUUCUUUACUACUUUGCGGCUGAUUUUUUCUAUUCGUAUUGGAGCGAAUCUGAUUUCUCGGGAACGCGCCGCUCCUCGUGUUUAAAAUCACCACAACACUUCAAAGUUCACACACGUUUGGGUUCCACCUGUUGCGUUGUAGUGUUGUCUCAGGACGUGGAGAGGAGAGGAUCAGAGCUGAGGAACUGAGGAGCAACACAGUGAACCGACUGCAAACUCCUGACUGCUGGCGCACAGACCUCAGUCUUUACCUCUCUGUUUACCUCUCUGUUUACCUCACUGCAGCUAAACAACAACAAGCGCCCGGAAAAACGGAUCACAACAAAGAAGUCCCAUCUAGACCUUCCCAGGAGUAUCAUUUCACUUUUUCUGAUACUUUGUGUAAGAGCUUCUGGAGCUUGGAGAAAGUUUUGGAAAGCGGCGCACGGACCACGACGCACUUUCUGUUCCUCCUGCGACCGACAAACAACAGGAAGGCAGCGAUAAUCGACCGAUUCAGCUCCAGCUCGUGAAGAAACUCAUGAGGUGAAGCUCUGCUUCAGGGUAACGAGUGCAGUUAAAGCUCUGGUUUUCUGAUCGGAGCUUAGGAGACCAAAUCCACCAGAUCAAGACGCUCAAGACUCAACUCAGAUCGACCGGAUUAGGAGACUCCGUGUUUUUUGGGCCGCAGAGCGCACAGAGGAGAGAUGGAUGUCGGAAUGAGGCAGACGCACAGCGCCUCGGCAGGAGUCCACCUACUGCUGGCACUCACAAUGAUCGCCUGUAACUCUCACCUUCUGGUGCAGGCCAACUCGUGGUGGUCUUUGGCCAUGAACCCUAUCCAGAGACCAGAAAUGUACAUCAUAGGCGCACAGCCUCUUUGCAGCCAGCUUACAGGUCUGUCUCAGGGCCAGAGGAAGCUGUGCCAGCUCUACCAGGACCAUAUGGUGUACAUCGGCGAAGGCGCAAUGACGGGCAUCAAGGAGUGCCAAUAUCAGUUCAGACAGAGGAGGUGGAACUGCAGCACGGUGGACAACACGUCUGUAUUCGGCCGCGUCAUGCACAUAGGCAGCAGGGAAGCAGCGUUCACAUAUUCUAUCAGCGCUGCCGGUGUGGUAAACGCUGUGAGUCGAGCAUGCAGGGAAGGCGAGCUCUCGACGUGCGGAUGCAGCCGAGCCUCUCGACCCAAAGAGCUGCCGAGAGACUGGCUGUGGGGCGGCUGUGGGGACAACGUCAACUACGGAUACCGCUUCGCUCGGGAGUUUGUGGACGCACGAGAGCGUGAGAAGAACUAUGCCAAGGGCUCCAUAGAUCACGCACGCACACUGAUGAACCUGCAGAACAACGAGGCUGGACGAAUGGCGGUGUACAAUCUGGCCAAUGUGGCGUGUAAGUGCCACGGCGUCUCCGGUUCCUGUAGUCUAAAGACGUGCUGGUUACAGCUGGCAGACUUCCGGCGUGUAGGUGAGUUCCUGAAGGAGAAGUACGACAGCGCUACGGCCAUGCGCAUCAACCGGCGCGGCAAGCUGGAGCAAGUGAACCAGCGCUUCAACGUUCCCACCACCGAGGAUCUGGUGUACAUCGACCCGAGCCCAGAUUACUGUCUGCGCAACGAGAGCACAGGCUCGCUGGGAACGCACGGCCGUCUCUGCAACAAGACCUCGGAGGGCAUGGACGGCUGCGAGCUGAUGUGCUGCGGCCGCGGAUACGACCAGUUCAAGACCUACAAGCACGAGCGCUGCCACUGCAAGUUCCACUGGUGCUGCUACGUCAAGUGCAAGCGUUGCACGUCGCUCGUCGACCAGUUCGUCUGCAAGUAACCGAGGCGCUCGUUAGAGACACGCUGAGCAAUUAGCAGGCGAGAUGGGGGACGGACCUUCUGGAGCACAGAAGGAGUAAAAUGUACUCAAACAAAGCUAAAUAAAAAAAUCCAAAGAAAUGUUUAAAUAUAGGUAUUAAUUAAGUGUGGUGGAUGGUGAUUGUUUUUCCAAACGCUUUCACUCAAGAGGAAUAGACGAGGUAUGAUGUCAGGGGGGGUUUUGCUUUCCCUUUGGUAGAGUCUCAUGAGUACGAAACUCUCUACAGAAGCAGAUUUAUCACGCUAGUAAUCCAGUAAUCCAGCAUGCUGCUCCGCCUACUCGUCUCUCACGGACGCUCUCUAAACCUCCCCUGCGACAGAGCUCUUAAACUCCUCGGGUCAGCCCCCUGACCUCGAACCAUGGACUUUGGAUGAUGUCGUGUGUGAUGACCUGUGAAACUUAUGUUGCUAGAUCAAGCAUUUAUAGUCACCAAAACCUCUGACCUUACCCUGAUGAUUUAAAAUCACCGCCAGACUCUCGAAAAGCUUUCAGCUCGCUUCACUGUGAACUCUUGUGACGCUCAGAGCUCUCUCUGCCCGUGAUGGUCUUCUCUCUCAGCGUCACCUCGAGGAAUUUCAUCUCCUCCAACGAUCUCGAACGGCUCAAAACACCGAGCCGCAUAUUCAGAUUUUAAAUAAAAAGCAAAGGAGGAAAAAAAAUGGGGCUUUAUGGUGAGGACUGCAAAGUAAUAUUUUAGCCAAACAACAGUGGUUCAGAUUAUAUUUUAUUAAUUGCUUGUUAUGUUAAACAUCGUAUGUAUUGUUCUGAUUAUUAUUUUUUGAUACAGAGGCUUCUACUGUCGAGUUUUUAUUUUAGCAGGGGCAAUGUGACUUGCCACAGAGGAUGAUUUUUUUUUUUUAGUAAAACGGCCUUUUUGUCGGUCGGCGAGUGAACGCAAAAUUUGUAAAUAAAAGUCAAUGUAUGCAAAUUACAUGCCAUGAUUUACAACAUCCACGAUUUUAUAUGUUAAUCCAGAUCGUUUGCUGGCUAUCGACCAUAUGCUUGUUGUCUGUAUGUAUUUUCUCCCCAUCAUUCAAACCAGUAAUAUUAAAAAUAUUAAUAGAGA
This is a messenger RNA of Tachysurus vachellii, 3043 nucleotides long. It is a transcript of the gene wnt5b, whose product is annotated as wingless-type MMTV integration site family, member 5b. The transcript has 6 exons. Gene Ontology annotation, molecular function: cytokine activity; frizzled binding. Gene Ontology annotation, biological process: multicellular organism development; neuron differentiation; cell fate commitment. Gene Ontology annotation, cellular component: extracellular region. The record is from RefSeq and is a predicted model, not a curated record. Bases 826 to 1938 code for a protein of 370 amino acids. NCBI's taxonomy places the organism in Eukaryota, Metazoa, Chordata, Actinopteri, Siluriformes, Bagridae.